AUUUCAAUUCACACUCAUAUCUUCAAUUCAUCUAUUUCUCUUCAAUUCACUAACAAUCAUCUGCCAUGGCCAGAACCAAGCAGACGGCGAGAAAAUCCACCGGAGGAAAAGCUCCAAGGAAGCAGUUAGCAACGAAGGCCGCCAGGAAAUCAGCUCCGGCCACAGGAGGAGUCAAGAAGCCGCAUAGAUUCCGUCCUGGAACCGUCGCUCUCAGAGAGAUCCGCAAGUAUCAGAAGAGUACCGAGCUUCUUAUUCGUAAGCUUCCAUUUCAAAGGUUAGUUCGUGAGAUCGCUCAAGAUUUCAAGACAGAUCUACGUUUCCAGAGCUCUGCUGUUGCCGCGCUUCAGGAAGCAGCUGAAGCUUACCUUGUUGGACUCUUUGAAGAUACGAAUCUCUGCGCUAUUCACGCUAAACGUGUCACAAUCAUGCCUAAGGAUAUCCAGCUUGCUCGUAGGAUUCGUGGUGAGAGGGCUUAGAAUUACUUGACCUAAACCUAAUUGUUCUGUUCUAUUGUUCAUCAGUUAGUUUCUAUUCAGUACGAUUUGAAGGAAAUUUGUUCAAUAUACAUCUCCGUUUUCA
Molecule: messenger RNA, 579 nt
Organism: Impatiens glandulifera
Lineage: Eukaryota; Viridiplantae; Streptophyta; Magnoliopsida; Ericales; Balsaminaceae
Product: histone H3.2
Exons: 1
Coding region: 66-476 (136 amino acids)
Cellular component (GO): nucleosome
Molecular function (GO): DNA binding; protein heterodimerization activity; structural constituent of chromatin
Source: RefSeq, a predicted model, not a curated record